Sparassis crispa is the source of this 2955-nucleotide messenger RNA. Its product is annotated as Copper-transporting ATPase ccc2. The coding region runs from base 1 to 2955 and encodes 984 amino acids. Gene Ontology annotation, cellular component: membrane. The transcript has 4 exons. The record is from RefSeq and is a predicted model, not a curated record. Gene Ontology annotation, biological process: copper ion homeostasis; monoatomic cation transport. Gene Ontology annotation, molecular function: ATP hydrolysis activity; ATP binding; copper ion binding. NCBI's taxonomy places the organism in Eukaryota, Fungi, Basidiomycota, Agaricomycetes, Polyporales, Sparassidaceae.
AUGUCCCUCUUCAGUAACCUGCUUGGAUCCACCUCAUUCGCUGCCCCCGCAGGCAAGGUCGAAUUGCCGUUGUCAGAAGAUGAACCUCUUGUCGCAGAUGAACAGGCUGUGGAGAAGUGUGAGCUGAAAAUCGAAGGUAUGACUUGCGGGUCGUGUGUAGAGUCAAUAGAGCGGAUGCUCAGGACACAACCUGGCAUUCACUCGGUAAGGGUCGCCCUUUUGGCAGAGCACGGUGUGGUUGAGUACGAUCCCAAUGUUUGGCAUGUAGACAAGAUAAUAAACGAAAUAUCUGAUAUCGGUUUUGAUGCGACACAUAUACCCCCAUCGCGCUCCGACAUUGUUACCCUACGCGUCUAUGGCAUGACAUGUUCGUCGUGCACUUCUACUGUCGAGUCUCAGCUCUCUGCGAUGCCAGGAAUCACCAGCGUAUCCGUAUCACUCGCGACGGAGACAUGCAAGGUCGAGUUCGACCGUGCGCUCGUCGGUCCCCGGGAGAUGGUGGAGAGAAUAGAGGAGAUGGGCUUCGACGCGAUGCUCUCGGACCAAGAGGAUGUUACGCAACUGCGCUCGCUCACACGGACGAAGGAAAUUCAGGAGUGGCGUUCGCGUUUCCAAUGGAGUCUCGUAUUUGCUCUCCCCGUUUUUUUUAUCAGCAUGAUAUCCAAACAUAUACCCCCGUUGGCGCGAUUCUUCAAUCACUGCAUCCUCCACAACCUGUUCGUUGGUGAUUUUAUCGUCCUGCUGCUCACGACUCCGGCACAGUUCUGGCUUGGGUUUCGGUUCUACCGGAACGCCUACAAGUCUCUGAAACACGGCAUGGCGACUAUGGACGUGCUCGUCGUCCUCGGUACCUCUGCCGCGUACUUCUACUCGGUCAUCUCUAUGAUCUGUGCGAUGUUCAGCUCACAGCACGACAUGCGACCUUUCGUAUUCUUUGACACGAGCACAAUGCUGAUCAUGUUCGUGUCCCUCGGCCGAUACCUCGAGAACCAAGCCAAGGGCCGGACUAGCGCCGCGCUGACAGAUCUUAUUGCGCUCUCCCCCUCCAUGGCCACUAUUUACACGGAUGCACCGGCAUGCACGAUGGAAAAGAAGAUCCCGACCGAACUUGUGCAAGUCGGAGACACGGUGAAGAUCGUGCCGGGCGACAAGGUCCCCGCCGACGGUACCGUGUUAAAGGGAUCGUCGACCGUAGACGAGAGCGCUGUCACUGGCGAGCCUGUACCCGCGGUCAAGCAAAUCGGGGAUAGUGUCAUCGGCGGCACCGUCAACGGACUCGGCACCUUUGACAUGCUGGUCACCCGCGCUGGCAAAGAUACCGCACUCGCACAGAUUGUCAAGCUCGUGGAAGAGGCGCAGACGUCCAAGGCACCCAUUCAGACGUUCGCCGAUAAGGUCGCGGGGUACUUUGUACCCACCGUCAUCACACUUGCGGUGAUCACGUUCACGGGCUGGAUGGUCAUCUCCCAUGUCCUCAGUGAGACGUCGCUUCCUGCAAUGUUCCGUUCUCACGGUGCGAACAAGCUCGCGGUAUGUCUGCAGCUGUGUAUCUCCGUUGUCGUUGUUGCCUGUCCGUGCGCGCUCGGUCUAAGUACCCCUACAGCAAUUAUGGUCGGCACUGGGGUGGGCGCACAGAAUGGUAUCUUGAUUAAAGGCGGAAGGGCGCUCGAAGCCAGUAAGUCCAUCAAGCGAAUCGUGCUCGACAAGACCGGUACAGUCACCGAGGGCAAGCUGACGGUGGUCGCAUCGACUUGGGCGUCGGAAGACUACAGCGAACUGUACGCUCACGCUAACGGAGUCGUUCAGUCUUUAAACGCGCUGCCCCUUACUGCACGGUCUCCCGUCGGGCCCAGCUGCGCCGAGAUAGUCGGGAUUGUUGCUGCAACAGAAGCUCGCUCUGAGCAUCCUCUGGCGAAGGCAGUCGCUGUGUACUGCAAGGAUCUUCUCGCAAAGUCUUCCUUGGCCUUUCCACAGGUCACGCUCCAUUCGUUCGAGAGCGUUACCGGUGAGGGUGUGCGGGCGACCGUCUCGGUAUCGGAUUGGAAGAGCCAGUACACCGUGUUUGUCGGCAACUCGCGAUUUGUCAGGCAGUCCGAAACUACAUUGCUUCCUAAUGCGCUAUUCAAUUUUGACGCUGCGCAGGAGACUCAAGGGCGGACGACGAUAUUUGUAUCCAUUUCGAGCGCCGAGCAUCCUAUUCCUCACCCAGUACUCGCGAUCGCUCUCUCAGAUGCGCCCAGACGGUCGUCUGCGCACGCUAUCAAGGCGCUUCAUGCCAUGGGCAUUGAAGUCAACAUGAUGACUGGCGACAGCAAGGUUACCGCCGUAGCCAUCGCGAAACAGGUCGGAAUCCGAGCGGAGGGUGUAUGGGCGGACAUGAGUCCUAAGGGCAAGGCAGCGAUGGUGACAGACCUCAUGGAGAAGAACAACGGUGGCAUCGCUAUGGUCGGCGAUGGCAUCAACGACUCGCCCUCCUUAGUCGCCGCAUCCGUUGGCAUUGCUCUGUCCUCUGGAACGUCAGUCGCGAUCGAGGCUGCAGAUAUCGUGCUCAUGCGCUCCGACCUCCUCGACGUCGUAGCCGCACUGCACCUCUCGCGUGCGAUCUUCGCAACCAUCCGCCGCAACCUGGUCUGGGCAUGCAUCUACAACGUGCUGGGUAUUCCUCUCGCGAUGGGGCUGCUCCUCCCCGUGGGUAUCCAUCUUCACCCAAUGAUGGCGGGCGCGGCGAUGGCGUUCUCGUCGGUCAGCGUGGUGACGAGCUCGCUGACGCUCAAGUGGUGGACGCGUCCGCCAUCAAGCGUCAUGCCUGGCGAGACGGUGCACCAGGAGACGAUGAUGGACAGCCUGCGGGGUGCCAUCGGCGAUGCUUGGGAAAGCGUGGGUCGGUCCGUGCAUCGCAGACGGGAGACGCUUGGGUACAGUCCACUUCCGGUCGAGAUGGGCGAGUCUGUAUGA